Messenger RNA from Adineta ricciae, 549 nucleotides. NCBI's taxonomy places the organism in Eukaryota, Metazoa, Rotifera, Eurotatoria, Adinetida, Adinetidae. The record is from the annotation of a GenBank genome assembly.
AUGCCGUCUGAGGCCGAUGACGCGAUUAAAAAAGAAGCUGGUCGUUUGUACACUUCCAUGUUCGGUAAACUGUUAGAAGAUGAUGACGAAACGCCAUCACGAAUUGCAGAUCGAUUGUUUCUUGGUUCUGCUCCCGAUGCUCGUAAUUCAGACAAAUUAAAAUGUUAUGAUAUCAAAUAUAUACUGAACAUGGCAGAAUCUACAUCGUAUCCCAAGGACUUUUUUAUUACUUCCGGAUGUCCACAUAUCCGUCUUUUUACUUUAGAUGCACAUGAUCUCGAUCACUUCGAUAUCUCUUCUCAUUUUUCAGCAGCCUUGAAUUUCAUUCAUAAAUCUUUACAAGCAGAUGAUGGUGCUGUACUGGUGCAUUGUUCCGCUGGUGUAUCUCGUUCAGCGACUAUUGUUGCUGCUUAUUUAAUGGCUGCGCAUCAGAUUGAUGCUACCGAAGCUGUGCAACGUGUGAAUCAAGCACGUCCAUGUGCUUGUCCCAACAUCGGAUUUAUUCAACAAUUACUUCGUUUCGAUUACAGAGGUUUUAAAUUUGAUUAA